Colletotrichum costaricense is the source of this 630-nucleotide messenger RNA. RefSeq lists its product as uncharacterized. Bases 1 to 630 code for a protein of 209 amino acids. NCBI's taxonomy places the organism in Eukaryota, Fungi, Ascomycota, Sordariomycetes, Glomerellales, Glomerellaceae. The transcript has 3 exons. The record is from RefSeq and is a predicted model, not a curated record.
AUGCAAUCCCUUAACUUUCUUCUCACUGCCCUUGCCGCGACAGCAGUUAGGGCAACCUGUCUCCCAUCAUCCCAUGGGACCCCUGCCUUCCCGUCAUCCAUGAUCACCUUCUCUGCCGGCUUCGAACAGCCACAGCCACCUCUGAUCAAACCAGAGUAUCAGGCCAGUUUUGUUCAGCAUAAAUGGAAUGCGAACCUAUCCCACAUCACGACUGGUUACAUCGACAAUUCCCCUUCCGAUGCUUUCGUCCGUGUGGGCGAAGCCUACGAGGGUCAGAUUUCGUGGUCGUUGUUUGACUAUUCCAACGUUAGCGAGUCAGGCCUCGUGGACAACACGAUGACGACGUAUGGCCCGAACUCCACCACCCCGAGCGUGUGGAGGGGUUAUGUGAACUCGAAUUUCCCCAUCUUUCAGAGUGAUAUUCUGGUCGAAGCUGGAGCAGUCUACGAAGGACUCGUGCAGAGGGAUUUCAUCCCAUCGCCUGUUGCCGCGUGGAGCAUCAUGUACCAGGGUGCCAUUCCGGUGACGGUCUACGUCAAUGAAUGUAAUGUUGUCGUUGGCUACGACUACUUUGCCCCUGACUUGCGAACCCGAGUGAUCAUGGAGUUCUUCAAUAUUCAGGCAAAGUGA